CACCCUCACCCACACUCAAAAUCGAUGAUUCAAACAAACAACACACAAACAAGGUGAGAACCAUGGACUUCACCCCACCAUCAAACCCUCCUAUGGUUAUACAACAACCCAACCCCAUUUCAUCAAUCCCUUCUUCUGGUAGUAAGCUUCCAAUUAAGCGCAAAACCCCCACAUCAACUCUUAUCCUCUCAACGCCCAAACUCGAAUCCGACGACGACGACGCCGAUCCCGAUCCCGAUCCCGAUCAUGACGCCAUCGCCAGGCAACCUCCUUUCAAAUUUCAUCGGAUUUGGACGGAGCCAGACGAGAUCCGUUUCCUCCAGGGACUCCUCGAUUGUUCUUCCCAAGGCUUGUCGUUCCCUCGAGAUCUCGGAAUAUUCUACUCUCGAUUCUCCCAUGGAAUGUCGCAGCCGUACACGAAAUCGCAGCUGUCUGAGAAGCUCCGUCGUCUCCGGAAGAAGUUCAGGGUGAUUUCCUCGCGGCUGUCGAAAGGGCUCGACAAGGCGCUGCUUUCGCCGCAGGAUCGUGCUUUGUAUGAUCUUUCGAAGCAACUUUGGGAGCCGGAUCAUCCGUUUUUACCAUCUGGCGUUUCCAAUUCGGAUUCUAACCCGGUUAAUAAUCACAACUGUAAGCCGAAUUUGGUUGGGGUUAAGGUUAGUUUCUCGCCGACGCUACCUUCGUCUUCUAUGGCUGUAUUAGCUUUGCCGUCUGUGAUUAAGGAAACGAACAAUCGUAGCAACCGUAACAAAUUUAACAACCUUGCUGCUGGUGCUGCUACUGCUGGUGGUUUCAAUGGCGAUGUUAAGCUUAAUGAUGUGAAUGUAGAAUUGGAGCGUAAUGCUGAAAUGGCGCGAAAAGAAGUCAGGGUAAAGAGUGGUGGUGAUGAUGUUAUGCAUUUUGCAAACAAAACUCUUGCUGAUGUUCUUGAUCAGUCGUUGAAGGAGAUUAAAACGAUGAUUGAUCUUCAAAGAGAUUCAAAUCUUGAGAAAGAGAUUAGCUUUGAGAAGCGAUGGAGGGAUCAACAUAUUGCAGAGUUUGAUGUAUUGGCCAAACGUCUGAAGCUAAUUGUUGAGCAUUCCUCAUUGGGGACCAAACUGUAACAUUGUCAUCGUGUACAAAAUGUUCGUGUCACUCUGGGACCAAGUGUACAAAAUUUUUGUAUCGUCAUGUUUCAACACCGGAUCUGGAAGGACAUCGAGUAUCAAAAACAAGUUACAUUUGUCAGGAAGAGCAGGUGGUGACUUGUUGGAAGAUGCCGAUGGGAGUUCUGGCAGAGGAUAUCACUUGGCCUUGAUUGCCGCAUAGGGAGCACGAGAAGCGGUGGUUCCGGGUUUGGCGUCGGAUCCUUUGCAAGUUUGAUAGGUGUCGAGUUUUUAUAUUUCGAUUACUUUUUCGAUUCCAAAUACAGUUUCUUUGAAGUUUAGAAUGAGGUUGUAGCCUUGAUCUUCACCUUCCUUGCCCAUGUUGCGGGAGCUCCGAUCGCCCAUUUAGCCGCCCAAAGUCGAAAAGUGAUUCAAAGAUAUCAAAUGGGUUACUGAAAUCUUGGUUGGAUUUGAUUAAUUUGGGAAAUUUUUAGAGCGAACGACUGUGAUGUGAAACGUUUGUUGAUUUUAAUGAUUUUUUGGUGGAUUGAACUUACUUUGUUACACAUGUCGUUGAUACCUUUGAGUACAGCCUCAAGCCC
Messenger RNA from Lactuca virosa, 1684 nucleotides. NCBI's taxonomy places the organism in Eukaryota, Viridiplantae, Streptophyta, Magnoliopsida, Asterales, Asteraceae. The record is from the annotation of a GenBank genome assembly.